This is a messenger RNA of Sphenostylis stenocarpa, 549 nucleotides long. NCBI's taxonomy places the organism in Eukaryota, Viridiplantae, Streptophyta, Magnoliopsida, Fabales, Fabaceae. The record is from the annotation of a GenBank genome assembly.
AUGUCUGUGAUAGGGGCGUAUUCACAUUUUGUGUGCGGAGAGGUUUAUCAGAGAGAUGAACAGUGGGCACAGUGCUUGGUAAGUGGGAGAGGGUAUCUGUUUUGUCACAGGAGUGGGUGCAGGAACACAUGGGUGGGAAGCAGAAACAGAGAAAGGAAGAUGAAAAGGAGAAAUUUGCGUGUGGAGGCGAUGUGGCCAGAUUUGUCAAGACCCAGUGAGCUUGAGAUGGAAGAAAUCAACGAUUCUGAACACCUUGAUCAAAUUCUUCUUCUUGCUCGCAACAACUCACAACCUAUCCUCAUUGAUUGGAUGGCUACUUGGUGUCGGAAAUGCAUCUAUUUGAAGCCCAAGUUAGAAAAAUUAGCAGCUGAAUAUCACACCAAAGCCAAAUUUUACUAUGUGGAUGUGAAUAAAGUACCCCAGACUCUAGUCAAGCGAGGCAACAUAUCUCUGUGGAAAGAUGGAGAGAUGAAAGCAGAAGUCAUUGGAGGCCAUAAGGCCUGGUUAGUUACUGAAGAAGUCAGAGAAAUGAUUCAAAAGUUUUUAUGA